CUUAUUCCAGUUCUCAAGUAUAGCUUAGAGAGAAAUUGUGAUUUCUCAGGUGUAUUGUAUUUCUUCUGAUGGAAAUAUAGUCUAAACAUCGGAUUUUUGCUAAGCCGUCUGCUGACUAUGCUCAAUAAUAAGCCUAGUCUAUGUGAGAUAAGCCUUUAUUGUUAUUGUUGAAGAACUCAAGGAUGUCUGGGUCUUGGUACAUGAAGUCCCUGUGGCACUCAAUAAUAGGAAGACAGAGGAGUAGGCAGAAGUCCAAAAGAGAAAAGUAGGAGUAGAAGAAACAUUCAUCUGUUGAAGACCACUCAGACCUAAGACGAUGCUCAGUCGUGAUGUCUAUCUCCGUUGCUGCCUGUGUGUAUGUGCACUCCUACAUGUGCCUGCAGCUUCCAUCUCCAACACGUCCACCAAGGAUCAACUCCCAACUGGUGUUGAAGAUCAGGAGCACACUGGUGGGGAUUCACCGUUGCUUUGGUUGAGAGACAGUUUGCCUUCUUACUCACAGCCACUUCGUCCGUACGCCUUGCUGACCAAUGCAGAGGACUACAUCUACAUGCCCAAACCCAGACAUUAUCGCCCUUCACGCCUACUUCGCAUUUUGGGAUCCUCUUUUGACCCAUUUUGGAUGUCUAUUGGUCCGCCAUCUGGAAGCUCUGGGGUCAGCACAGACAAAGGUAGCUGUAAUGCUUUGUCAAGAGGUGACUCCCUACCUGUCAAAUUACCAAAUGACACCACUUCCAGAGAAGAUGUCAACGUCAGUGCUUCUGCAGUGCUGAGGAAGGCGGCAGCAAGUCAGAGGAAGAAGUUGGAGAGGGAAGCUGCAGAUGUGGACCUCAGUACUCUGCCUCCAGAUGUUGCCACCUCGGUCCGAGCCUCGCUGGUGCACUCAGCCACAUGUGGAUUGUGUUCCCAGUGGGUGGAUCUAGGCCCGGCGUUCUGGCCACGUUGGCUGCGGCAGACCGAUUGUGACAAGUCAGACAGAGUGCAAAGCUGCUCCUUUCCUACUGGGAUGGUAUGCGUGAGAGCUCAGAUAGCACACAUUAAGAUUCUGGCUUGGCAUUGCUUGAAAAUCAGGGAAGACGAGUCAAAACGCUUUAAGACUGACAGGUCUGAUGUCAGCAUGUUGAUGGGAACCAGUGAGGAAUUGAGAAGGUGUUUAUGGAUGGUGGUGCCCUACCCUGUGGUCACAGCUUGUAGAUGUUCAUGUCAAUGAUUGGUUUUUUUUCAUUAGUAGUUCCAAUAUCACUCUUAGAUACACAUUUGCAAUCAUUAGUCUUGAAUGAGCUCACAGAUUUUUGCAAAUAAUAAAUAAAAAAAAUCAGAAUAAUUCACCUUGUGCUACUUUAGAACAAAUCUAAAGUGUGAACAUUCUAGAGGCUUGCUUUCCCCUCUCAUCUCUAAUAUGAAAAAAUUGUCUUUGGAAAUUGAUCGUGUGUGACAAUGUUUUUUCACAUUUAA
This is a messenger RNA of Dunckerocampus dactyliophorus (ringed pipefish), 1455 nucleotides long. Its product is annotated as noggin-like. Gene Ontology annotation, biological process: dorsal/ventral pattern formation; negative regulation of cell differentiation; osteoblast differentiation. NCBI's taxonomy places the organism in Eukaryota, Metazoa, Chordata, Actinopteri, Syngnathiformes, Syngnathidae. The transcript has a single exon. Bases 317 to 1210 code for a protein of 297 amino acids. The record is from RefSeq and is a predicted model, not a curated record.